Dromaius novaehollandiae (emu) is the source of this 3607-nucleotide messenger RNA. RefSeq names its product cell division cycle associated 7 (gene CDCA7). The record is from RefSeq and is a predicted model, not a curated record. Gene Ontology annotation, cellular component: nucleus. Lineage: Eukaryota; Metazoa; Chordata; Aves; Casuariiformes; Dromaiidae. Gene Ontology annotation, biological process: regulation of DNA-templated transcription. The transcript has 10 exons. Bases 129 to 1520 code for a protein of 463 amino acids.
AACGCCUCCGCCGAGCACGCGCGCACACGCACCGCAAAAACCCAGGAGCCCCCCGCCGGCUGCCUCUGCGCACCCUGCGCCCGAAGCCGCGGAGCCCCCGCCGGGGCGGGCCGGUGGCGGCGGGGCCGAUGCCGGUGCGGGCUGCAUCUGCCAGGACGCGGGCGGCAGCGCGGGAAAGUGCCCCCAGUCCCCGCCCCCCGGCGGCCCCGAGCCGGUUUGGCGCGAACCGCCAGUCGCCUCGUGCCAGCCCCGCGCGCCGCCGCCCGGCUCCCGCCGCCAUGGCUCCCCGGCGCCCGCAGAGACAAGGUUGUUCGGGAAGGAAAAACUUCACAGCAUUCCGAAAUAUGAAACUGAUUCCCAUGGAAACAUCCUCGUCCUCUGAUGACAGUUGUGACAGUUUUGGUUCUGACAAUUUUGCAAACACAAAACCCAAGUUUAGGUCGGAUAUUAAGGAAGAACUGGCAAAAAUUUUUUACGAAGCCUCUGAUGAUGAAUCCUUCUGUGGCUUUUCAGAAAGUGAGAUUCAAGAUGCAUUGAAACUGGAAUCCGAUUCAGAGGAGAAUGAUGUAAAUACUGAAAACAAGGUAAUUCAGCGAAGACAGGAAUGCUCUGUUCCUCUAAAAGUAGCUAUGAAGUUUCCACCCCGGAGAUCGAAAAGGAGGAAGGAUGAGAUGGACUCGCUUCCUGAGCAGCUGAUGCCUGUUCCAGAUUCAGACUCUGACUCUGAAGAAAAGGGGUCUGUGUUUUUAGAAAAAAGAGCUUUAAACAUAAAGGAAAACAAAGCAAUGCUUGCAAAACUAAUGGCUGAGUUACAAAAUGUUUCUGGUAUCUUUGAUGGGAGAAGAUCAUUGUCAACUGCCAGUCCUGGACCAAAGCGACUUCCAAGACGUUCAUUUCCCAAAAGUGCUUUGAGGAGGAACCCAGACCGGAGUUCUCGGCCUCACACGAGAUCAAGGUCAUUGAUUGAAGGUCCACCUACUCCUUUACCAGAAGAUGAUGAUGAUGAUGAUGACCGGUACAUCUUAGUGAGAAGAAGAAAGAUGUCUGACGAGUACCUAGAGCAUGAAGCCCAAACUCCCAGGAGAGGUCACCGUGGUGCCAUGGCUCUUCCACACAUUGUGCGUCCAGUUGAGGAGAUAACAGAGGAAGAGCUGAAUAAUAUUUGCGGAUCUGCGAGAGAGAAAGUGUAUAACAGGGCCAUGGGCUCCACUUGUCAUCAGUGUCGCCAAAAAACCAUAGAUACCAAGACAAAUUGUCGUAACCCUGAUUGCAUAGGAGUACGCGGCCAGUUCUGUGGGCCGUGCCUCCGCAACAGGUAUGGGGAAGAUGUCAGAACGGCGUUGCUGGAUCCGACCUGGAAGUGCCCACCAUGUCGUGGAAUCUGCAACUGUAGCUUCUGCAGACAGCGAGAUGGCCGAUGUGCUACAGGUGUCCUGGUUUAUCUAGCCAAAUACCAUGGCUAUGACAAUGUCCAUGCCUACUUGAAAAGUCUGAAACAAGAACUUGGAAUGGAAGACUGAAGCCGCAACUGCCUUCAAAUUAUGUAGUCUUUCACAAAUAUCGCAUUAUUGCCUACAGUGAAUUGUUUAAUCAAGUGACUUUACAAACUCAGUGCAUUCCUUCCGUCACCUUUUGGGUUAAAAAAGGAUAAAGAACUAUCACACAUCUCAGUGCAAAUCAUACUUAGAAAAACUGUUUAAUGAAGGCCUUUUCCUACAGACCACUGGCAACAACUUACGUUUUUUGCUGCUUUUUUCCUGAAAGGAGAUGGGGCUUUAAACCAUUAGUUUUAUUCAUGUGAUGAUCUGUGCUGCAGUUUUAUUUAUGCUUGGAAGUUAAUCACAAAAAGAUACAGCUGUUCUGAACAUUCAGGGCACUGUUCCCACUGAGCCAAGUGGGGGAGGUAUAUGCUUAACUCAUGACCAACUUCAGCUGCAAUACAGACCCCUCCUGAAAAUAAGUGAUAGAAGGUAGCAAUUCUCUAAAACAGCUACUUGUUCUUAAGUUUAAAAAGGAAGCCCUAAAGGUUGCAGCAGAGCAGUCUCUAGGCAUUAUUCUAACAGUUUUAUAGAGUAUUCAAAGUGCAGACUCAUUUUGAGGUAAGUUCUCCACUGAGUGACUUAAAAAGUAUAGCAGAAGGAAUUGGGGGUGGGGACUUUGUAAUACAUUUCAUCACAUGGCAGGAGGCCACUGCCAAAAGCUUUCACGGCACCAGCAUUAGGAUUGCCUAGCAAUGACAGUGACAGAUGCAAAAGUGCUGGUAUACAUUGUGGAGUGACCGCUCUGUCUAAAAUAGAGUAUAUGCUAUGUUAAAUCAAUGUUGUGUUCAGGAGUUCACUUUUUCCUGCUGUUGCUGCCAACUGCUUCUGUGCAGAAUCGGCUCCGGUCCUGGGGAGGGGAGCCCUCAAGACCAGGGCUUGGAUAAGUACAGGAGCAGUGGUUCACGUGGCUUUUGGCCAGCUUCGAAGUGGGUUAAAGUGGUGAUUAGUUGAACUCGGGUGUCAAAGCACUGGGAUCAGGAGCCUGAGUUUUCUUCUACCUGUGAACAAAAUGAAAAGUAAGAAUUUUAUAAGCUACAGUCUAGCUUAAGUGAAAUAUUCUUCCAGUUGCAUAGAGCAGCGUAAGCUUGAAUAGAUAAUGUUCUCAAGAGACAUAUACCCUGGCUGUAGUAGCAGAUGAGGAGAAGCAGUUGCCUCAUCUAAAGGUUUUAAAAGAUAAAUGAAAAGGGAGGUGUAAUGGUUUGCAUACAGUUUGUGAGCACUUACAAAUGUGGUUACUGCUGUGGUCUCCUCAAUGGUCCAGCCGUAUUUCUAUGUCUGGCUCAACAUGGUUGUAGAAACACUUUACGUGAUGUUGUUAAUGAACUAUGAGUACAGCAAAAAUUGAACUGAAGAAUUCUAGUAUGCUGUGUGGAUGGGUUUUGUGUACUCAGUGCUGUAGAAAAGAAGGUGCCAUGAAAAUUACAUCUGGAGAACCACAAAAUGUAUAAAUGCUUAGUUUGGUAAUGGAAACUGCUGCAUAAGCUUUGUGUAAGACUUAGAACACGAUGUUAUAAAUAAUGUACAGUUGAAUAGUAGGCAGAAUCAGCUUGCAUUUAUUGAGCACUAGAACAAGACAUGGCUUUAGACCUCUCCAGUUGCACAGUAUUUGUACUGUAUGUGUAUAUAUAAUCUAUGUUUUAUACCUUUCUGGGAAGUACAUCAGCUUCUGUGGAAGGGGGAGGAGAAAGGAAUUUAGAAACAAAAAAUGUUUGUGUCAGACGUGCAGCUCUGUUUCACAAAUCAUCUGUGUUGUUGAAAAUCUCCGGUCCCUUCUUUGUCUCUAUUUUUAUAGUGUGAAUAGGUGUGCAAUCUAAGGUGGAGAGUGCUUUACCCUCUAGGUACAUUUCAUGAAAAAGCUCUAGAAAUAUGUGUUCUGACAGCUAAGAGUGAUUUUUUUUUUUUCUAAUUGUUGGGCUUGCCUUUUGAUUGCUAGAGUGUGAAAGGACUGUGUUAAAAGCAGACGCUUGUAUCAUGUCAUGGAGACUGCUGUAUUGAGAUUCCCUCAAAUCUAUGAAGUUCUGUACAAAGGUUUUUAUUUUGAUAAUAAAAGGUUUUUUUGGUUAGAA